AUGGAUACGAGCGCACGCCGGUGUUUCUUGGAGGUGUACACAGACGGGUGCGAUGAGCCCCGUCUGCUGCAGCUGGAGCCGACAGUCAAGUUCCACAACGUGCUAAGGCGCUUCGACGAGGAUGGUGACCUGUACUGGGGUGACCACCGCAUCGAUCCACAGACGAGCCCCGUUGCUGUGGGCAUGGACUGCGGAGUCGACAAGAUGAAUGCGCUGUGGUUCAUUCCAGCCCUGCCACGCGCCAAGCUCUGCGGCAUUUCCCGCGUUGACUCCAUUGCGCCCUUGGAUUCGCCGCCGCUGGUAGACGCCACCGAAGGCCCGACACUCCGUCCUGCUCGCGGAACGUCGCUUCCCGCCUACUUCGACGAUUGCGCCGCUACUGGGCACAGCAGUGGCGGCCAUGCAAAGCGCGGUUCGCUCAUUGGACCACGGGUGCCGUCGGCGUCAGCAGCGACAACACCGUCGUGGUACUCUCGACCGCAGCUCUUGUCUCCGGCGCCGCUGUCGCUUCCUCGACCGGCUGUGAGAUUACCACACACGCAGGCCCAGCCGCCGUCGAGGAUGCCCACAGACCCCGUCGUGCAUGCAGCCGGCGAUAGCCGCCGUACCGGCGUACCGGUGGCUGCACUCGAGGCUAACGGUGGCGAGAAAAUCGCGCCCAUGCGCCGCCUGUACGCUGCGCCGGCGCCACGUGCGCCAUCGCCGCCGCAGUCCGCCGUCACGGUUCGCCGCAACGCACCUGUAUGCAUAGACCCUCAUGUACUCGUCGACGAUACCUUUGACGCCAUCGAGGCGCUCCAGAGAGAGCUGCGGCACUUAAGCACCGAGAUACGAGCGAUGCGACUCCGCGACCCUCGUGAUUACAGCAGCGUGACGCCGAUGCGUCAGGUUCUCGUGCGGCCCCCCGGCAUGGACGCUGUGCCGGCGUUGGUGUCGCCGAUUUGCUUCUCGAUGAAGGAGUCGAGUGUGCAGGAGCUGGCGACGGAGCUGCAUGACAAGCAGAUGCACCGGCUUUACAAACAACGUCACUUGUACCUCACCCACGACCUCCACGUGUAG
Molecule: messenger RNA, 1059 nt
Organism: Leishmania mexicana MHOM/GT/2001/U1103
Lineage: Eukaryota; Euglenozoa; Kinetoplastea; Trypanosomatida; Trypanosomatidae
Exons: 1
Coding region: 1-1059 (352 amino acids)
Source: RefSeq, a predicted model, not a curated record